AUGUUCAGUCAAAAUUCAGCUGUUGUAAUUCAUAAGGCAAUUCAUACUGGAGAGAAACCUUACAAGUGUAAUGAAUGUGGCAAGGAUUUUAAUCGCAAAGCAAAGCUUGCACGUCAUUAUAGACUUCAUACUGGAGAGAACGCUUACAAGUGUAAUAAAUUUGGCAAGGUUUUUAAUCAACAAGCACACCUUGCACGUCAUCAUAGAACUCAUACUGGAGAGAAACAUUACAAGUGUAAUGAGUGUGGCAAGACCUACUCUCACAAUUCAGUCCUUGUAAUUCAUAAGACAAUUCAUACUAGAGAGAAACCUUACAAGUGUAACAAGUGUGGCAAAACCUUCCAUCACAAUUCAGUCCUUGUAAUUCAUAAAACAACUCAUACUGGAGAGAAACUUUACAAGUGUAAUGAAUGUGGCAAGGUUUUCAAUCAACAAGCACACCUUGCACGUCAUCAUAGAAUUCAUACUGGAGAGAAACCUUAGAAAUGUGAAGAAUGUGACAAAGUUUACAGUCGCAAAUCAAGCCUCGGAAGACAGGAGAAUUCAUACUGGAGAGAAACCAUAAAAAUGUAAGAGUUUUUGACAAGGCUUUCAGACGUGAUUCACACCUGGCACAACAUCCUAGAGUUUACACUGGAGGGAAACCUUACAAGUGUAAUGAGUGUGUCAAAGCCUUUAGUGGGCAGUCAACACUUAUUCACCAUCAGGCAAUCCAUAGUGUAGGGAAACUUUACUAACGUAAUGAUUCUCACAGCGUCUUCAGUAACGCUACAACCAUUGUAAAUCACUGGAGAAGCCAUAAUGAAGAGAGAUCUUACAAAUGUAAUAAUUGUGGCAAAUUUCUCAGACAUCGUUCAUACAUUGCAGUUCAUUGGCGAACUCAUGCUGGAGAGAAACCUUACAAAUGUCAUGACUAUGGCAAGGUCUUCAGUCAAGCUUCAUCCUUUGCAAAACAUAGGAGAAUUCAUACAGGAGAGAAACCUCACAAGUGUGAUGAUCGUGGCAAAGCCUUUACUUCACAUUCUCACCUCAUUAGACAUCAGAGAAUCUAUACUGGACUGAAAUCUUACAAAUGUCAUCAGUGUGGCAAGGUCUUCAGUCCGACUUCACUCCUUGCAGAAUAUCAGAAAAUUCAUUUUUCAGGUAAUUGUUCCCAAUGCAGUGAAUAUAGCAAACCAUCAAGCGUUAAUUGACAUUAGAGUCAGUUCAGCAUUGACUUGAGUUUGAGUUGAGUUAACGUUGAGUUCAAGCAUUAAUUGACAUUAAAGUGUUUAUGUUAAGAGGACUAGCUGUGUGGCGUGGCUCACACCUGUAAUCCCAGCACUUUGGGAGGCCAAGGCGGGUAGAUCACUUGAGGUCAGGGGUUUGAAAUCAGCCUGGACAACAGACCUGAGCCAUCUUUCCCAGCCUGUUUUUUGUUUCUUUAACAAAAACUGAUAGGGAUUUUUAUGGGUAUUGUAUUGAAUCUAAAUUACAUUGGGUUAUAUAAUCAUUUAACAUAUUAAUUUUUCCAAACCAUCAAUAUGGGUUGUAUCUCUAUAUAUGUUUUUAAUCAUUUUGAUCAAUUUUUGUUGAUUUCAAGGUACAAACUUCUCACCUUUUUACGUUUAUUCCUAAGUAUUUCUUUAAGUUCUCCAGCAAAUGGAAGGGUGUUAAAAUUUUCUUUGAAAAUUGUUUAUUGUUAAAAUAUGGAAAUUCAACUAAUUUUUGGUGCUGAUACUGUAUUGUGCAAAUCCACUGAAUAUGUUUGUUAGUUCCAGUACUAUUUUGGUUGAGUCUGUGAUUUUCUACACAGAAGAUCAUGUCAUCUACAAACAAAUACAAUUUUACUUCUUUCUUUCUGAUUUGGAUGAGUUUGACUUCUUUUGCUAUUUAAUUGCUCUGGCUAGGACAGGCAGUGUUCAUUGAAUAGAAGGGGUGAGAGCAUUCUUGCAUCACAUGAGAUCCUAUAGGAAAAGCAUUCCAUUUUCCCUGCUUGGUUAUCUACACGUUGGUCAUUUCAUGGAUGGUCUUUCUAUUGUUGAGGUAAAUUUCCUUUUCUAUCUAUUUUGUGUAGGAUUUGUAUGAUGACUGGAUUUUGAACUUUGUGAAAUGCCUUUUCUCCAUCUAUUAAAAUGAUGUGGUUUUCAUCUGUCAUUGUGUUCCAGUGGUAUAUUACAUUGAUUUGCUUGAAUAUGUUGAACCAUCCUUGCAUCCCAGAAAUAAGUGGCACUUGAAUAUCUACAAUCCUUUUUAUAUUCUCUUGAAUACAGUUUUCUAGUACAAGAGAUCUUCAAGAAGUUCAUGGAAAAAUACAUAUUAUGAGAAAAUUGUGCAUGAAUUUUACAAUGUUUGCACAAAAUAAACUGGUACAAAUCUGUUAAAACAUGUCUGAACAGGCUCUAGUUUGAGGCACUCAGAAGGAUAAGACAUGAGUUUGAAAACAGACUCUAUCAAAGCAAUAUACAUUCUGCUAAAAUUAAAACAAGAAGAAACAUCAAAUUUACAGGGAGACCAGGUGCAGUGGCUCAGGUCUAUAAUCCCAGCACUUUCCGAGGCUGAGACAGGUGGGUCAUAUGAGUCCAGGUAUUCAAGACCAGCCUUGGCAACAUGGUGAAACCCCCUUUUCUACAAAAAAUACAAAAAUUAGCUGGUCAUAGUGGCAAUGUCUGCAAGGCAGGCUGCUGUGGAGUCUGUGGUGGGAGGAUGGCUUGAGCCUGGGUGGUCGAGGCUGCAGUGAGCUGUGAUGAUGCCACUGCACUCCAGCGAGGGUGAUGUAGCGAGAUACUGUCUCAAAAAAAGAAUACUUACAAUAAAGUUUGGGUAGAGGAAUAAUGAAAUCAUUGAUGCUUUAUGAAAAGGUUAUGGAGACGAUGCCCACAAGAAAUAAACAGUUUGUAAAUGGAUAACUCAUUUUGAGUUGGGACAAGACAAUGUUGAAGGUGAUGCAUGGAGUGGCAGGCAGGCCAUCCACAUUAGUUUCUGUUUUGUUUUGUUUGUUUGUUUUGAGAUGGUGUCUCAAUCUGUCACCCAGGCUGGAGUGCAGUGGCACGAUCCCAGCUCACUACAACCUCUGCAUCCCAGGUUCAAGCUAUUCUCCUGUCUCUGCCUCCCUAGCAGCUGGGACUACAGGCACGCGCCACCAUGUCAGCUAAUUUUUGUAUUUUUAGUAAGACGGGGUUUCACCAUAUUGGCAAGGCUGGUCUUGAACUCCUGACCUCGUGAUCUGCCCGCCUCAGCCUCCCAAAGUGCGGGGAUUACAGGUGUGAGCCACCGUGCCCUCUCCACAUCAGUUUUUCAAAAAAAAUUAAUCUUGUUUGUGCCACAAUGAAGAAGACUGACAGGUAACUGCAAAAACAAUAGUCAGGAGUUCGAGAACAGGCUGAUUAACGUGGUGAAACCCCGUCUCUACUGAAAAUACAAAAAUUAGGUGGGUGUGGUGGCGGGCGCUUGUAAUCCCAGUUACUCAGGAGGCUGAGGCUGCAGUAUCGCUUGAACCUGGGAGGCGGAGGUCGCAGUGAGCCAAGAUGGGGGCAACAAGAGCAAAACUUUGUCUCAAAAAUAAAUAAAUAAAUAAUAAAAUACAUCAAGCCCCUUCUCUUCCUCUCUCCUCUCGUGGUGUGUACUUGACUCCCCUUCUCGCCAAAUCUUCUCACAGGACUUUCAGAUUUAAGCAAUUCCUGGCCAAGAAACAAAAGCAAAAUGGUUCCAUUCCCCAGUGGAUUCAGAUCAAAACUGGUAAUAAAAUCAGGUACAACUCCAAAAGGAGACAUUGGAGAAGAACGAAGCUAGGUCUAUAAGGAAUUGCACGUGAGAUGGCACACAUAUUUAUGCUGUCUGAGCAUUACAAUCACGUUACCUUAUCAAGCUGAAAAUGUCACCACUAUCUGGAGAGUUGGACAUGUUUUAUUGGGAAUAUAUUUUUUCUCUCUGAAUCUGUUACGGACACAUCGGUUGGGUGGGUUCAAUAAUAAAUAUGUGAGACUUUUCAUUUCAAAAUAAAAAAGGCAAAUGAUGUAA
This is a messenger RNA of Symphalangus syndactylus (siamang), 3999 nucleotides long. RefSeq names its product zinc finger protein 578-like. Gene Ontology annotation, molecular function: DNA-binding transcription factor activity, RNA polymerase II-specific; RNA polymerase II cis-regulatory region sequence-specific DNA binding. NCBI's taxonomy places the organism in Eukaryota, Metazoa, Chordata, Mammalia, Primates, Hylobatidae. The record is from RefSeq and is a predicted model, not a curated record. Gene Ontology annotation, biological process: regulation of transcription by RNA polymerase II.